AUGACUUUUGAUUCAUUAGAAGAAGGGGUGAAAUUCUAUGAAACAUAUGCUAAGGCUUGUGGUUUUGACAUUAGAUUAGGGACUAAGAAAGUCUAUAAAGGUGUUGUUACAUCUAAAUAUUAUUUGUGUAAUAAACAAGGAAUGAGGGAACAAAAAUUAGGUGCAUUGAGAAGAAGGCUUGUAACUCGUGAAGAUUGUUAUGCUAAAAUUGUUUUUCAAAGGACUAAAGAGGGUAAAUAUUGGGUUUUUAAGUUUAUUGAAGCCCAUAGCCACAUUCUUGCCUCACCUAUUUCUAGGCAACAUUUAAAAGGGUCAUCUAGUUUAAAUAGUGGACAAAAAAGAUACAUUAUGAACAAUUUGAACUUGAAUAAAGGUCCAACAAGUUCAUAUAGGAUGUGGAAAGAACAAGUAGGAAGUUAUUUGAAAUUUUUUUUUGAUUUUGAGGUUGAUGAUACUAAAUCUCUAUCGAAGGCAAUUUGGGCUGAUGGUAUUAGUAGGAGAAACUAUUCAUUGUUUGGUGAUUCAAUAUCUGUGGAUGCUACUUAUGGUACUAACAAGUAUAAUCAAAUUUUUGUUCCUUUCACGGGUGUUGACCAUCACAAAAAAUGUGUUACUUUUGCUGUCGGUCUUAUUAGUAGGGAAGAUGUAUCUUCUUAUACUUGGUUAUUUGAAUCUUUUUUGAGGGCAAUGAAUGGAAAACAACCAGAUUCCAUUAUAACAGACCAAGAUCCAGCCAUAAAAAUUGCUCUACCCAAUGUUUUUGACAAGUCUGUUCAUAAAUUCUUUUGUUGGCAUAUAAUGAAGAAACUAACUGAUAAAGUUUCUAUUGAGUUACGUAAUGAUGAUGAGUUUUUAAGAAGGAUUAAUAGACUUGUAUAUAAUAGGGAUAAUGAGCCCCAUGAAUUUGAAGAUCAGUGGUCAAAAAUGAUGUCGGAUUAUGAGCAUGCUAAUUUAAGAAAUAAUGACUGGUUGAAUAGUAUGUAUGAUAUUAGAGAAAUGUGGGUGCCCGCAUAUUUUAGAGAUCUUUAUAUGGGUGGUUUGCUUAGAACAACAUCUAGGUCGGAAAGUGAGAACAAUUUUUUCUAUUACUUUGUGAACAAAUUUCUUACAUUAGUUGAACUCCAAAUGAGGUUUCAAAGUGCGAUGGAUGUUCAACGUUAUAUGAUGCAAACACUAGAUAGUAAAUGCAAGUUAUAUUCUGCACCUUUGAAGACUCGUAUCCCUCUUGAAAAACAUGCUUCUAGUUUUAUUGCUCUUGUAAGUUAUUCAAAAGAGUAG
Amaranthus tricolor (Joseph's coat) is the source of this 1278-nucleotide messenger RNA. RefSeq names its product protein FAR1-RELATED SEQUENCE 5-like. The record is from RefSeq and is a predicted model, not a curated record. The transcript is spliced from 3 exons. Gene Ontology annotation, biological process: regulation of DNA-templated transcription. Bases 1 to 1278 code for a protein of 425 amino acids. Lineage: Eukaryota; Viridiplantae; Streptophyta; Magnoliopsida; Caryophyllales; Amaranthaceae.